CAUAAAGUCUUCUGCUUGUGCAACGCCCCUUUUGCCUGCCCGUUGAGACAGAAACGCUGAGGCUGUGAAUAGUUUAGUAAUUGUCCUAGAUUAACUUCGUUAUUAUAUCUGUCAGAAAUAAUCUGCCUAAAAAUGUCGCAGUCUAUCCUCGAAACGAUGUCCGGAGCUUCGACGGGAGCUGCGGUGGUCACAAACCCUCUGAAUUUCUGGGCUGGGAAACCAUUUAAAUCCAGAGAGGAGAAAAACGGAGAACCAGUGUUUGAGCCUGCAACUGGUCGUGUUCUGUGUCAACUGGUCCCCUGUGGGGCUGAGGAGGUGGAUGAAGCAAUACGGAGUGCCCAUUCCGCCUAUCUGGAAUGGAGGAAACUGGCAGGUUUGGAGAGAUCUAGGGUGAUGCUGGAGGCCGCACGCAUCAUCAGGGAAAGGAGGGAGAAUAUUGCAAAGGUGGAAGUGAUCAACAAUGGCAAGUCCAUCACUGAAGCUCUGGCAGAUAUUGAUAGUGCUUGGCAGUGUAUUGAGUACUAUGCCGGGCUGGCAAGUACUCUUUCAGGUCAACACAUUCAGCUGCCGGGAGGAUCAUUCGCUUACACCAGGAGAGAGCCUCUCGGGGUGUGCGUGGGAAUAGGUGCCUUUAACUAUCCCUUCCAGAUCGCAUCGUGCAAGUCAGCUCCAGCUCUGGCAUGUGGAAAUGCUAUGGUCUUCAAACCCUCUCCCAUGACUCCUGUGACCGCUGUCAUCUUGGCUGAGAUCUACAAAGAGGCAGGGGUACCUGAUGGGCUCUUUUGUGUCGUCCAAGGUGGAGCAGAGACUGGCACCUUGCUCUGCAAUCACCCAAAGGUUGCAAAGCUCUCCUUCACUGGAAGUGUCCCCACAGGGAAAAAGAUCAUGGAAAUGGGUGCAAAAGGGGUGAAACAGGUGACUCUGGAGCUUGGAGGGAAAUCUCCUCUCAUUAUCUUCAACGACUGUGACCUGGAGAACGCAGUGAGGGGAGCACUUAUGGCAAACUUCCUGACACAGGGGCAGGUUUGCUGCAAUGGGACCAGAGUGUUUGUGCAUAGAGACAUCAUUCCGAAGUUUCUUGAGGAAGUGGUCAAGAGGACCACUACCAUCUCUGUGGGUGACCCACUGCUCGACAGCACCCGAAUGGGUGCACUGAUUAGCAAGUUCCAGCUGGAAAAAGUGCUGGGGUUUGUCAGCCAGGCCAAGAAAGAGGGAGCAAAAGUGCUUUGUGGAGGAGAGCCUUUGGUCCCCAGUGACCCCAAGUUGAAGGGAGGGUACUUUAUGUCACCAUGUGUACUUGACAACUGCAGAGAUGACAUGACUUGUGUGAAAGAAGAAAUUUUUGGACCCGUCAUGUCGGUCCUGCCUUUCGACACUGAGGAAGAAGUAAUCAAGAGGGCCAAUAACACCACCUUUGGAUUGGCCUCUGGUGUCUUCACCAGGGAUAUUUCACGUGCACAUCGUGUGGCUGAGCACAUGGAAGCUGGCACAUGCUUCAUCAAUAACUACAACAUCAUGCCCACUGAAGUGCCAUUUGGAGGAUACAAGAUGUCAGGCUUUGGCAGAGAGAAUGGCCAGGUGACGAUUGAAUACUACUCCCAACUGAAGACUGUCAUCGUGGAAAUGGGCGACGUAGAUAAUUACUUCUAAUCUCAUCAGCUUGAGCUUGCAUUCACGAAAAUAGAUUGACCAUUAAAUUGUGGAUUUCAAAACAUUUCAAAGAUUUUAUAGCGUAUUUUUAUAGUGGAUUCGUACAUGAAAUUAUUUUGAACAACUAUAUUCUUACCAACUCAAUAAAAUCAUGUGGGCUAA
This is a messenger RNA of Menidia menidia (Atlantic silverside), 1812 nucleotides long. NCBI's taxonomy places the organism in Eukaryota, Metazoa, Chordata, Actinopteri, Atheriniformes, Atherinopsidae. The record is from the annotation of a GenBank genome assembly.